UGCAGCGCUGACGCUAUGUUGUCGUGUUGUGAUGCUAACAGGGCGGAUUCUGCACAGGCUGUUUCCUCCCGGGUUUGCUCCAGAGGCUAAGUUUGGACGAGCUGGUGCAAAGGAAGAAACUUAAGUAGCUUCUCUCGGCCCCUAGUGUGGCAUGAAAACAAUGCUCGGAGCUUGCAGAUGUUCCCCCGAAGCUGUUGACGAGUUGACAGAGGAAAGCUACACAAUCCACAGAAGAUAACGACUCUCGACAGCCUGUUGCCGUCAUGUCGGCGGCCCCAGCCCCGGCUCCUCCGCAGGCCGUGAACCCUCCGCCUCCCGACGUGAUCAACCCCAACAAGUCCGGCCGCAGGACCAACCAGCUGCAGUACAUGCACAACAUCGUGGUCAAGUCCCUGUGGCGUCACCAGUUUGCCUGGCCUUUCUACCAGCCUGUCGACGCCAUCGCCCUUGGACUUCCAGAUUAUCAUAAGAUCAUCACAACUCCCAUGGACCUGGGAACCAUCAAGAAACGUCUUGAGAACAACUACUACGCGAGUGCAAGUGAAUGUAUGGAAGACUUUAACACCAUGUUCACCAACUGCUACAUAUAUAACAAGCCGACAGACGACAUCGUGCUGAUGGCCCUCGCCGUGGAGAAGACCUUCCUGCAGAAAGUGGCCCAGAUGCCUCAGGCGGAACUGGAGAUUUCCCCUUUCGCAGCCAAAGGGAAGAGCAAAAAAGGAAGCACCCCAGGUGGACAGGAUGGAUCUCCGCCCACAGGUCCUCCAACUCAAAAGAAAAUGCUGAAAAGGAAGGACACGGCUUCCACUGACUCGUCCUCACCGGUCUUGACCCAUUCAGGGGAUUCAUCGGAGAGCAAGAGGCGACGUCAAAGCCAAGAUGUCAAUCCUUCCAAGAGCGACUUGGAUGAGAAGGAGUCGCCGCAGCAGCAGAGCGAGCAGUCGGGCAAACACCUCAAGUAUUGCAGCGAUAUCCUGAAGGAAAUGCUCUCGAAAAAACACACGGCCUUCGCCUGGCCUUUCUACAAACCUGUCGACGCCGAAGCUCUGCAGCUGGACGACUACCACGACAUCAUCAAGUACCCCAUGGACCUCAGCACUGUUAAAAAAAAAGUGGAUGGAGGAGAGUACCAGGAUGCUCAAGGUUUCGCUGCAGAUGUCAGGUUAAUAUUUUCCAACUGCUACAAAUACAACCCCCCCGAUCAUGACGUGGUCGCCAGAGCCAAAAAACUACAGGACCUGUUCGAGACGAGGUUUGCUAAGAUGCCGGACGAAACCGUGGAGUUGUUUUCAGCGGCGAGCGCCAAGUCCGCUAGGAACGCCGGUUUAAGUCAGAGCAGCGGGAACCCUUCCUCCAGCAAGGACACGUCGGACUCUGAAGAGGAGCGCGCCACAAGACUCGCCGAGCUGCAGGAGCAAGUGGGGGCAGAACAGCUCAAAGCUGUUCAUGACCAGCUCGCUGCCUUCUCUGAGGUGCCUGUGAUUAAACCAAAGAAUAAAACAGAGAGAAACAAUGAAAAGGACAGCAGGGGGAAUAAAGGGAGUGCACAUUCCAACAAGAGUGCUUCACAUUCCAGCUCCAGGCACUUGUGGAAGGGCAACAAGGACUGCGACUCGGACGAGGAGUCUCUGCCGAUGACGUACGACGAGAAGCACCAGCUGAGCCUGGACAUCAACCGGUUGCCGGGCACCAAGCUGGCCCGGGUGGUGCACAUCAUUCAGAGCCGGGAGCCGUCGAUGUGCGACGCCAACCCGUACGAGAUCGAGAUCGACUUCGAGGUGCUGAAGCCGUCGACCCUGAGGAAGCUGGAGUGCUUCGUCAAGUCCUGCCUGUACCAGAAGUUUAAGAAGUUUCAAAAGAAAAGCGGUCGAGCUGCGUCCCACCACGUCGGCAGCAGCAGCUCUUCGGACUCUGGCUCCAGCAGCUCCAGCGGCUCCACCUCCGACAGCAGCGACUCCUGACAGCUGAACUCUUUAUUUAUUUCUUCUUCUGCGACCAAAUGAGAGUCCCUCAAAAGUGUUGAACACCUUUAUUUUUGUAUUUGUUUCAUGUUCGCUGUGUUGGAAAUUUUAAACUUCCCUCUUCGUUGUUUUUUUUUUUUUCGGGGUCAGUGUGGGCUUUUCUCGUUCUCUGUAUUUAUGUUUCAAAUACUCUUCACUGGCAUUUCUCAUCCGACGCUAUGAACCACAGGAAAGCCUGGCAGCGUACGUCCCGAUAUCUGGAUUUAAAACCAACAUCUUGUUCCUGUCAUCUGUUCUGUCCAAACUGUUUAAUUAAAGGGUUUUUUCUGCCGA
This is a messenger RNA of Limanda limanda (common dab), 2294 nucleotides long. Its product is annotated as bromodomain-containing protein 3-like. Lineage: Eukaryota; Metazoa; Chordata; Actinopteri; Pleuronectiformes; Pleuronectidae. The coding region runs from base 264 to 1961 and encodes 565 amino acids. The record is from RefSeq and is a predicted model, not a curated record. Gene Ontology annotation, cellular component: nucleus; chromatin. Gene Ontology annotation, biological process: regulation of DNA-templated transcription; chromatin remodeling. The transcript has 11 exons.